GCGAGGGAGAGAGAGAGCGCUGGAGGCGGCGGGUGUCGGAGCGCUGCUGUUUACAGCGGAGGUUUAUUACUCUUAGGUUGACUUAUUUCUCGAUGUUUCUUCACAAUCUGGGCACCAACAUGCAUUUUAAACCGAGCCGCGAUAGACUUUACACAACACGGUGCUGUGGAUGCUGCCAUGUCCGGACGGGGACAAUCAUUCUCGGGACUUGGUACAUGGUCGUGAACCUGUUGAUGGGAAUCUUGCUGACGGUGGCGGUCACCCAUCCUGAGAACGUGCCCUCGGUUGACCUGCAGUACGAAGUCAUCGAGCACUACUUCGCCUCAGACCGGAUGUCGGAAAACGCUUGCGUGGGAUUCGCCAUCUCCCUCCUGAUGCUCACCAUCAGUGCCAUGAUGGUUUACGGAGCCAUUACACACCGUGAUGGCUGGCUCAUCCCGUUUUUCUGCUAUCAGCUGUUUGAUUUUGCUCUGAGCUGCUUGGUGGCCAUCAGCUCCCUCACCUAUCUGCCCAGGAUCAAGGAUUAUCUGGAUCAGCUGCCGGACUUCCCGUACAAAGACAAUCUUCUCUCCCUGGACUCCAGCUGCCUUCUGCUUUUCGUCCUCAUCUUUUUCGCCCUGCUCAUCAUCCUCAAGGCUUAUUUGAUCAACUGCGUGUGGAACUGCUACAAAUACAUCAACAAUAGAAACAUGCCCGAGAUUGCUGUUUAUCCUGCUUUUGAGACUCCGCCUCAGUACAUCCUCCCCACCUACGAAAUGGCCAUGACGAUGCCGGCGAAGGAGCCUCCGCCUCCCUACAUGCCCGCCUAAAAACCAGCUCUCUGAUCAAGUCACUGCAGAUGCUGUCGUUGGUUUUUAUUAUAUAUUUUUUUUUCCCCCUUUCUCCCCCCUGAUCGAUUGCACUCUUUUCUCUUUAGAGUGACGGAGGGUGUCACGAUUAUCCCCCUCCCCCACCGAUCUUACUUUUUCAAGCUCUGCAUAUUUCAUAGACUUAACCAUCGUCAUCAUCCGCAUGACUUUCAUACACUUGUCGUGACAGCUCAUCACAGAUCUAUUUUUGUAAAUGAAUAGAAAUCAAAGACGCCGGCGAAUUGGGGAGAGAGAGUGUGGUGGGGGGACUGCUCCCCAUCGAGGCGGGAGUAAGCACUGUUUGGAGUGUUUGGAGCCUUAUCGCGAGCUGGGUUGCAUAGUGACUUGUGCUUCUGACGGCUUUUGUAUAGUUUAUUCAUAGUGAACCAUUCUAAUGAAACCUUUCUACUUAGGUGAUGUAGAUCAUCAGCCAGCGGGCAAUGCACAUGAAGCAGUGUAAGCUUUUACUUUUCUUGCCUCUUGUUUUAAUUUUUUUUUUUUUAAGAGAUAUGAAAGAGUUUUUUUUUAUUUUUUUUUAUAGUUUUUUCAUUGUCUACUAACAUUUCAAAGCACUACUUUCUCAGUCAGCUAACGUGAAGGAUUCUGCUUUAGUUUUAACCAUUGAUCAUGACAAUCCAAUGUGAAAUUAAAAAAUACUUUGUUUUUCCUUUUGUGUACGUGGUGUGAUUAAAGAUUAAAAAAAAAAAAAGUUAACGCUUAAGCAAAAGAGGUUUUAGCACUUUAUCAUGUUUUGUAUUCAAGUGUUGUACCAGCUCAUACAUCCCUACAUCCAGUCAUCCAUCAGACCGCACCAUCUCAGCAGCCUUCAUCACGCUGUGUUGUGGUAGAUAGUGAUCAAGCUUUCAAAACAUUUCUGACAAGAGAGAAGGAGAAUCUCUCACGAGACAGUGCUUUGAUUAAAUUAAACACGGCUCUUUCUGCUAGUAUUGUGAAAAUCAGUAGAUGCAUGCUACUCUACUUCUUGGUCUGUUUUUUCUCCCUUGUACACUUUCUGGUAAGUCAGUUAAUUCUGUAAUAAACAUUUUGAAACAUC
Molecule: messenger RNA, 1902 nt
Organism: Clarias gariepinus (North African catfish)
Lineage: Eukaryota; Metazoa; Chordata; Actinopteri; Siluriformes; Clariidae
Gene: laptm4a
Product: lysosomal protein transmembrane 4 alpha
Exons: 7
Coding region: 93-809 (238 amino acids)
Cellular component (GO): lysosomal membrane
Source: RefSeq, a predicted model, not a curated record